AUGGAGUCGACCGGUUACCUGCUCCUUCUGGCGCUGGUUGCCGUGCAGGCACAUGCCAGCCUAUUCUAUUGGGACGAAAAUUUCCAGAGGUCCUCAGGUAGUAGUUAUGGCGAGUGGAUGACGGAUGAACAAAAGGCCGAAGUUGCACAGGUCACAACAGAGGAAGAAAUAGAUGAACUCAAGGAAGUGGAGAUUAAUGGCAACAGGGAAGACCUCAUUGAAAAAAUAUAUUCCUAUAAGACACGCCUUACUCCGGAAGUUCAGGAGAAAGUGGGAAUAUGGAGAGAUGAAUGUCAGAGACUUCUGCGGAUUCCAUCCCGUAGACGCCGCGAUCUUGACAAGAAUUUCGAGGAGUUCACAUCCUGGAUGACCGAAGACCAGAAAAAAACGAUUAGCGACUUGAAAGAUUCUGGCAAAUCAUAUGACGAACUUCGCCAAAAAACGAUCGAAUUUUUCGAAGCGCUUCCUGCAGAACGCCAGGAGACGCUAAAGAACGAAUUCAAAGGAAAAUGCAAGGCGUUUUUCAAAAAAAUCGCCACUGCUGAAGAGAUGGACAAGAUGAAAGAAUUACAUGAUGCCGGCAGUGACGACGAGGUGCGCACAAUUAUCAAGGAAGUCAUUGGUCGCCAAACUGGACACGACAAGGCGCUGGCGGUGAAAAUGGAAGCGCUGUGCGCUGAUGUGUUUUCAAAAAAGACAAAGGCGAAGAGGGAUAUUGAUGAGAAGAUCGAUAGAAGGCUUCCAUGGAUGACAGCCGAGCAGAAAAUGGUAUUGAAACAAAUGUAUGCUGAUGGUAAGCCACAUGCGGAAAUUCGUGCUAAGAUCUUCGAAUUCUUGAGUAAACUAGAAGGUCCAGCAGGUGCAGCCGCAAAGGAACAGACGCGAAAGGAGUGCUAUAAGUGGAUGGAUGAUGUGGCCACUGAAGAAGAAAUUGCUGCUCUCCACAGAAUGCAUGAAACCGANCACGAAGGGUGCAAGAAGAAAGUGCGCGAGUUUAUCGAACGUCUUCCUGAAAAAAAGAAGGAGGAUGUGAUGAAAAAUCUUCCAUUCUGCGAAAAAAUCUGGUACGGUGAUCACCAACAUCACGAACAUCACGGCCACCAUCACCGUCGUCGUCAUGUUACAGUCAGACGUCGCCGACAUUUGCACGCUAUUGACAAAUUCCUUCACUGGUUGACUCCUGAUCAAAAGAGCGAGCUGGAGGGAAUGGAGCAAGAUGGAUCUCACUUCGACAAUGUUAUCGCAAAAGUGAAGGAGUUCUUUGGCCUCCUUCCCGAAGAGAAGAAAGCCGAAUUGAAAGCAAGUUUCAAGGAUCAAUGCUCAGCCUGGGUAAAAGAAGUCGCGACACCAGAAGAGAUGGCAGAGAUAAAAAAGAUGCACGAGACGAAAGAUCACGCCACGUUGAAGAAAAAAGUCAUGGAACUUGAGGAAAGGCUUACCGAAGAACAGAAGCACACUGUUGAGCACGUGCGCGACGUGUGCUACGGUGUAUGGGAACUGCAACAGGGUACUAGAAGACGGCGUGAUCACCAUGAACAUAACAUAGAGGAAGGUAUGCAGAAGUUCCUAACUUGGCUGACAGAUGAUCAGAAGAAAAAGGUCAAGGCAACGUAUGAGAGCGGUGAUCGAGAAGCUUUCUACAAGGAGAUUAUGGAAAUGUAUGAAGCGUCGAGCGGUGAAGUAAAAACAAAGGCAGGCGAGGAGCUGAAGGCGGCUUGUAAACACUAUGGAAAGGAUCUACUUGGUGAAGACAAACUGGCGAUUAUUAAGGAGAUGAAAGAUAGCGGAGCAAGCCAUGAAGCUAUUGCACAAAAAGUUGAAGAAAUAGUUGAAGAAAUAAGCGAUCCCGAACGGAAAGCAAAAGCCAAACGUUUUACGAUAGCAUGUAAGAAGAUCUAUGGCAGCGUUCGAACCCGCCGAGAUCACCCUCAUCCCAUCACACUGGAGGAAGCUCUCCACAAGUAUCUCACGUGGCUGAACGAUGAUCAAAAAGCAGAGCUGAAAUCACUGAAAGAAAGCGGUGACAAGGAGGGCAUUUACAAGAAAGUCAUGGAAUAUUUUGAACAUACAAGUGGAGAUAAGAAGGAAAAGGCUGCAGAGGAACUACAAGCCGCAUGCAAGCACUACAUCAAAGAGAUACUGGGAGAAGAAAAAGCUGCCAAAUUCCGUGCCAUGAAAGAAAGUGGGACUCACGUUGAUGAAAUUGCCAAAAAAAUUGAAGAAGCCAUAGAAGAGCUCACAGACGACACGGUGAAGACGAGGGCUAAGAAGGCAUCAGCAGCAUGCAAACGCAUUUUCGGCCUACAUCAUCGUUUCCGAAGAGACCAUCAUAAUGAGCAUAAACUUGAAGAGGCAAUGGAGAAAUAUCUGUCGUGGUUGACGGAUGAACAAAAGGAGAAGGUCAGGUCGGUUUAUGCAGAAGGGGGCAGAGCUGCCGUGUACGAGAAAGUAAUGGAGUACUACGACGAGGCCACGGGUGACACAAAGGAGGAAGCGACAAAGGAACUGAAGGGAGCAUGCAAGCACUAUAUUAAGGAUCUUAUAGGAGAAAAGAAUGGGGAGGUGAUCAGAGAAAUGAAAGAAAGCGGGGCUUCAAAUGACGCCAUUGCGACAAAGGUCGAAGAGAUGAUUGAAGCUAUCGCCGACGACAAGAAAAAGUCCCAAGCGCUUCGAGCAUCUGCAAACUGCAAGAAAAUUUACGGUGUGGCUCGGCGCCUUAAGAGAGAACAUCAUGAACAUAAACUCGAAGAAGCCCUGGAGAAAUACCUCACUUGGCUCAAUGCUGAUCAAAAAGAGGAAGUAAAGAAGCUUUACGAAUCAGGAGACAAGCAAGCCAUGUACAAAAAAGUGAUGGAAUAUUUCGACAGUGCUAGUGGAGACGUAAAGGAGAAAGCCACUGUAGAACUGAAGGCAGCCUGUAGNGAAAGUGGAGCUAGUCAUGAAGCCAUCGCGGCCAAAGUUGAGGAAUUCAUUGCCGCCAUCAGCGAUGAGAAGAAAAAAGCACAAGCUGAGCGAAUGGCAGGCGCGUGCAAGAAGAUCUACGGUGUAGCCAGACGGCUCAAGAGGGAACACCACGAACACAACCUCGAAGAAGCUAUGGAAAAGUACCUCACCUGGCUCAAUGCUGACCAAAAAGAGGAAGUGAAGAAGCUUUACGACUCAGGAGACAAGCAUGCCAUGUAUAAAAAAGUAAUGGAAAUAUAUGACAGUGUAAGCGGUGAUGUGAAAGAGAAAGCUACCGUCGAGUUGAAAGCGGCCUGUAGACACUACAUCAAAGACUCAAUUGGUGAGGAGAAGGCUGAAAAAAUCAAGGAGAUGAAGGAGAGUGGGGCUAGUCAUGAAGCCAUUGCUGCUAAAAUUGAAGAAUUUAUUGCUGCCAUCACAGAUGAGAAGAAGAAAGCACAGGCAGAGCGAGCAUCAGUGGCAUGCAAGAAGAUAUACGGUGUGGCUCGACGCCUGAAGAGAGAGCAUCAUGAACACAAACUCGAAGAAGCUAUGGAAAAGUACCUCACCUGGCUCGAUGCCGACCAGAAGGAGGAGGUAAAAAAGCUCCACGAUUCAGGGGACAAGCAAGCUAUGUACAAAAAAGUGAUGGAAUAUUACGACAGCGCUAGCGGGGACGUUAAGGAGAAAGCCACAGCAGAACUCAAGGCAGCCUGUAGGCACUACGUCAAAGACUCCAUAGGCGAGGAGAAAGCUGAAAAACUGAAAGAGAUGAAGGAGAGUGGGGCUAGUCAUGAAGCCAUCGCUGCCAAAGUUGAAGAAUUCAUUGCUGCCAUCACCGACGAGAAGAAGAAAGCACAAGCAGAGCGAAUGGCUGGUGCUUGUAAGAAGAUCUAUGGUGUAGCCAGACGUCUCAAGAGGGAACACCACGAACACAACCUUGAAGAAGCUAUGGAGAAGUACCUCACUUGGCUCAAUGCCGACCAGAAGGAAGAGGUAAAAAAGCUUUACGAUUCAGGAGACAAGCAUGCCAUGUACAAAAAAGUAAUGGAAUAUUUCGACAGUGCUAGUGGAGACGUAAAGGAGAAAGCCACUGUAGAACUGAAGGCAGCCUGUAGGCACUACGUCACAGACUCCAUAGGCGAGGAGAAGGCAGCAAAAUUAAAAGAGAUGAAGGAAAGUGGAGCUAGCCAUGAAGCUAUCGCUGCUAAAGUCGAAGAAUUCAUCGCUGCCAUCACAGAUGAGAAGAAGAAAGCACAAGCAGAGCGAGUAUCAGUGGCAUGCAAGAAAAUCUACGGUGUGGCUCGACGCCUGAAGAGAGAGCAUCAUGAACACACACUUGAAGAAGCUUUGGAAAAGUACCUCACCUGGCUUAACGCUGACCAGAAGGAAGAGGUAAAGAAGCUCUACGAUUCAGGAGACAAGCAAGCCAUGUAUAAAAAAGUGAUGGAAAUCUACGAUGGUGUAAGUGGUGAUGUGAAGGAGAAAGCUACAGCAGAACUGAAGGCCGCUUGUAAGCACUACGUCAAAGAUUCCAUUGGUGAAGAGAAUGCUGAAAAACUAAAGGAGAUGAAGGAGAGCGGAGCCACCCCAGAAGCCAUCGCUGCCAAGGUUGACGAGUUCAUUGCCGCGAUCACCGACGAGAAGAAGAAGGCACAAGCAGAGCGAGCAUCAGUGGCAUGCAAAAAGAUCUAUGGCGUUGCGCGACGCUUUAGAAGAGAUCACCACGAACAUAACAUCGAAGAAGCUAUGGAAAAGUACCUAUCCUGGCUUCGAGAUGAUCAGAAAGCUGAGGUAAGGAAAAUUUAUGGGACGGGAGACCGUAUCGCCGUCGAACAGAAGGUGCUGGAGAUGUUUGAGAAUGCUAAAGGAGAUGACAAAGAAAAGGCAAGCGUCCAGCUGAAAGCAGCUUGCAAGCACUACAUCAAGGAGUACAUAGGGGAACAAAACGUUGCCACAAUUAAACAAAUGAAGGAUAGCGGAGCAACCAAUGAAGCGUUGUCAGCAAAAAUUGAUGAGUUUGUCGCUGCUAUAACUGAGAAAGAGAAAAGGGAAAAAGCAGAACGUGUAGCGUCAGCAUGUAAGAAAGUUUAUAAUGUAAAAAGUCGAAUGAGGAGAGAUAUGACAGAUGACUACGACCUGGAUAGUUUCUUCGAGAACCGCUUGAGAGCCCACCGUCACCUGGCUGCAAAGCGUCGACGACAUGCUCCUCGAGUUCAUUUCUUGGAUAUUUGA
Molecule: messenger RNA, 5178 nt
Organism: Haemonchus placei
Lineage: Eukaryota; Metazoa; Nematoda; Chromadorea; Rhabditida; Trichostrongylidae
Source: the annotation of a GenBank genome assembly